AUGUUACGUUUUAGUCGUAUUAUUUUUAAUAGUAAAGUUGUAAAUAAUUUGAAAAUGAAUCUAUCAGAGGACGAAUGGAAGGUGAAGCUCUCACCAGAGCAAUUUCAUGUGUUGCGUCAAAAGGGAACAGAGAGAGCUGGUACCGGUCAGUAUAAUAAGCACUCUGAGGAGGGUGUAUAUAAUUGCGCUGGUUGCGAGACUCCACUCUACACAUCGAAGAGCAAGUUCAACUCUGGCUGUGGAUGGCCGGCUUUCUUCGAAGCGAUACCCGGUGCUUUGACCAUCUUUGAAGAUCGUUCACACGGUAUGGUUAGAACAGAGAUCUGUUGUAAGAACUGCGGUGGUCAUUUAGGUCAUGUAUUUAAGGGCGAAGGAUAUAGCACACCAACUGAUGAAAGACAUUGCGUAAACUCAAUAAAAGUUGAACAACCAAGACAACAAAAACAACAGCAACAAAAACAACAACAACAACAACAACAACAAUGCGAUGUAAUAGUUAUAGUUGCAUCAACAAAUUGA
Molecule: messenger RNA, 519 nt
Organism: Heterostelium album PN500
Lineage: Eukaryota; Evosea; Eumycetozoa; Acytosteliales; Acytosteliaceae
Product: peptide-methionine (R)-S-oxide reductase
Exons: 3
Coding region: 1-519 (172 amino acids)
Biological process (GO): response to oxidative stress; protein repair
Molecular function (GO): peptide-methionine (R)-S-oxide reductase activity
Source: RefSeq, a predicted model, not a curated record